AGUCGUGAAAUCCCCUACACUCCGUCUCCUCGCGGCUCCUGCAGGAUCUGGGCUGCUAGAGACGCUUUAACCUUAAGGGGGCCUCCGGGAGAGGGGAGCGGGGUUGCUGACGCCCGGAGCCCCACCCCCGCCGCGCCGGUCCUGCGCCGGCCUGUGGCGGCGAGCUGCGGCCACAGGAAGCGGGCGGCGGCGGCGGCGGCCUCCCCAGGUCUCCCCCGCUCCGUGCGCGGCUGGAGGAGGGAUCCGCCAUAUUGUGGCCGCAGCCGAAGGCGCCCGGCAGCGCGAGGCGGGUGGAGGUGGCGGCCCCGGCCCCGGCCCCGGCCCCGGCCUCGGUCUGGGAGGAGUCGGCUGCCCCGGGGCCCGCAGGGUUGGGGAGUGAAUGAGCCGCUCGCGCUAGUCUCCUCCCCGCCCACUCCCUCCGCUCUCCGCCGCCGGGACCGGGCCGGGACGGGGCCGGAGACGGCCGUGGCGGCAGGAUGUUCUCCAAGAAGCCGCACGGGGACGUGAAGAAAUCUACCCAAAAGGUGCUGGACACCAAGAAGGACGCGCUGACCCGACUCAAGCACCUGCGAUGCGUCAUCGAGAAUGCAGAGUCUAUUGAUCUCAAGCAGUUUUUUGACCAACAUUUUUCACAUAUAUAUUAUGUGUUCUUUGAGAAUUUCGUGACCAUUGAAGCUAGUCUUAAACAGAAAGGUCACAAGUCUCAAAGGGAGGAAUUGGAUGCUAUACUUUUUAUUUUUGAGAAAAUUUUACAACUUCUUCCGGAAAGAAUUCAUCAGCGAUGGCAAUUUCAUAGUAUUGGAUUGAUUUUAAAGAAACUACUUCACACAGGAAACUCCUUGAAGAUCAGGCGGGAAGGUGUUCGUCUUUUCUUAUUAUGGUUGCAAGCUCUUCAGAGUAACUGUAGCAAAGAGCAGCUUUGGAUGUUUUCAUGCUUAAUCCCUGGAUUUUCGGCACCACAAUCCGAAUAUGGACCUCGAACUUUAGAUAAUCUCAUUAAUCCUCCACUCAAUCUUCAAGAAACUCAAGUUACUAUAGAGGAAAUCACUCCUCUUGUCCCCCCACAAUCAGGAGAUAAAGGACAAGAAGAUCUCACAAGCUAUUUUCUUGAAGCACUUUUAAAAUAUAUAGUAAUUCAGGUAAAAAGUUUAGAAUGGAAGAACAAAGAAAAUCAAGAAAGGGGAUUUUCAUUUCUGUUUUCACAUUUUAAGAAGUACUACUUGUCUUAUAUUUUUCCAAACAUGUGCAAGGAGAGCAGUUUAUAUCAUCCUGUACUUGAUAUUCCACAGAUGAGACCAAAGCCACAUUAUGUCAUGAUAAAAAAGGAUGCUGAAACAAAUGAAGCAAUAUAUUGUACGAAGGAGCCUUUCAUUAAGGCUCGUGUUAUUGUCAUUCGUUGGCUGGUUUCUUUCUGGCUUGAGCCAAAGCCACAUACAGGACCUCAUAUUCCUGGGAUGGAAGGUGAAAUCUUGCCAAAGAAUAUUCAGAGAGCAGCAGCUAGUUUGGUAUCCAGAGAAGAAAACAAAAAUGAUAAUACUGAUAAAACAGAUAGAACUACAGAACCAGAACAGUCUCAUUCUAAUACAAGCACUCUGACGGAGCGAGAACCUAGCUCAUCUAGCCUCUGUAGUAUUGAUGAGGAACAUCUCACAGACAUUGAAAUAGUUCGCAGAGUUUUUUCUUCUAAAAGAAGUAAUGUAAACUUUGUCACGGAGAUAUUUCGUCAGGCAUUUUUAUUACCAAUUUGUGAAGCAGCAGCAAUGAGGAAAGUGGUAAAAGUAUAUCAAGAAUGGAUUCAGCAAGAGGAAAAACCUUUGUUCAUGCAAGAGCCUGAAGAAAUUGUGACUUCCUCUUCUGACUUACCUUGCAUUGACAGUGUUGCAGACCAUGAUAUUUCAAUGGAAGAAGGAGAAAAGAGAGAAGAGGAAAAUGGGACCAAUAUUGCUGAUCAUGUUCGAAAUUCCACUUGGGCAAAAAAUGGCACUUACCAAGAUGUUCUUCAUAAUGCCUCUGAAGAAGCCACAGAACAAAACAUACGAGCUGGUACCCAGGCAGUUUUGCAGGUGUUUAUUAUAAACUCAUCAAAUAUAUUUCUUCUUGAACCUGCAAAUGAAAUAAAAAGUCUUCUGGAUGAGCACACAGAUAUGUGUAAACGUAUUCUUAACAUUUAUCGGUUCAUGGUUGUGCAAGUAUCAAUGGACAAAAAGACUUGGGAACAGAUGCUGCUUGUGUUGCUCAGAGUCACAGAGUCUGUACUGAAGAUGCCAUCACAAGCUUUUCUGCAGUUCCAGGGGAAAAAAAAUAUGACCUUGGCAGGUCGACUUGCAGGACCACUUUUUCAGACUCUUAUAGUUGCCUGGAUCAAAGCAAAUCUAAAUGUGUACAUAUCCCGAGAACUUUGGGAUGAUUUACUCUCAGUUUUGUCAUCAUUGACCUAUUGGGAAGAAUUAGCCACUGAAUGGUCACUGACUAUGGAGACACUAACUAAAGUUUUAGCUAGAAAUUUAUAUAGUUUGGAUCUCAGUGAUUUACCAUUGGAUAAGCUGAGUGAACAGAAGCAAAAAAAGCAUAAAGGGAAAGGAGUUGGACAUGAAUUUCAGAAAGUCUCAGUUGACAAGUCAUUUUCUAGAGGAUGGAGUCGUGAUCAGCCUGGCCAAGCCCCAAUGAGACAGAGAAGUGCAACAACCACUGGUUCCCCAGGAACUGAAAAGGCGAGGAGUAUAGUACGACAAAAAACUGUUGAUAUUGAUGAUACUCAAAUACUUCCCCGCCCAACUAGAGUCAGACAUUUUUCACAAAGUGAAGACACUGGGAAUGAAGUUUUUGGUGCAUUGAAUGAGGAACAGCCACUGCCUCGAAGUAGCAGCACUUCUGACAUCUUGGAACCAUUCACUGUUGAACGAGCCAAAGGUGCAGUUCCUGUCAUUGACAGUUCGUCCCGUCAUGCGCCAAGCUUGCAGAGUUCCACAGAGGCUUCUUCAAUAACUAGAUCCACUGAAAGCCACAUCACUGAUACUCAUAGUAGAGAGUCUUCUCUGGAAGUUGGUGAUAGCAUAUAUGACCAUCUUUGUCACUUAAUAGAUCCAGUAGAACUCGCAGAUUCAGCUUUUGAACAAAUCCAGUACAUUGACCUUGAAGGAGAUGACGAUCUUCUUUCCUCCCUGAAAGAAUAUUUUAAGGAAAACCAGGAAAAUCACAGUAAAAAUGAGUUAGGUAAAGAUGCAGCUUCUCAGGAAGUGAUUAUUGCAGUAAAUAGGGAUGAAAGGUCAUCCUUAGAUAAAUUAGAAUACUUAGAUCAAGAAAAUAAAUUAGAAAAUAUCUCCUCUUUUGUUGGGACUCCUGUAAACAUACAGUUUCAAAAAGAACAAAACUCAUCUGUCUUCAUGAAUAAUAUUUCAUCUAACCAAUUAGAUAGUUUUAUGAGAACAAAGACUUCUGAAAAAUCUAAGCAACUAAACAGUGAUAAACAGUCAUCGGAACCUAGUUCAGGUAGCCCUUGUGAUAAAGAAAAGAGGAAAUAUCUAUAUCGACAAGCAGCCACAGAAUUAGAUGCUUGUGUAGAUAUAACACUAGUUGAAAAGGUUAUGGAUAUGCAAAUUAAUGAAAACAAAACUGUCCCUCAUGUUAUGCAUGCCAAGAAAACCACACUAAAAGCACCUGUUAACCGUAGAAUGCCUCAUGUUACAAACACUAGCAAGCUUUCUCCAACCAAAAGGAGCUUGUCUGAAACAGUAACUCAUAGAGCCAAAAUCAUGAAAAUUGCUACUAAAAAACGAACUAGUGUUCAUGUUACUUUUAGACCAUCUACUGAGUCAGUUCAGUUUUAUAAUCCUAUGGAAAACAAAGAGGCCCCAUGGAAGAUGAGACUGCGGAAGCUCGGUGGCUUCAGUAGUAGUAGCAAUAGCAACACCAGUAACCCCCCGCAUACCGGCUCAAAUAGUGUUUCUGAGCUAGUAAAACCUGGUGUGUACAGACCUCUAGAUACAAUUGGUACAACAUCAGUAAGUAGUAAAACAAUUAAGGAGGCUGCAGAAAUUCCCACCAUAUUACAAAAGGAAGGAAUUGCAAGUAAUCAGCUAGGUAGUCGUAGUACUCUUAGGUCAUCAAGUCAUGAUACAGGACUACCGCAGGGCUCCCUGGGUGGCGUUUAUAAAACUGUUGUACAUGCUCUUUCAAAGCCGAAGGCAAAUGUUUCCCCACAGAGGCAGAACAGAAUGCCACCAGAGGCUCCACUGAGGGAUCUGUACAGUCAUGUAAUGGGCUAUUUUGGAAGGAAAGCUGCAGUCAAUAAAGAGGAUAUGAGCCCAAAACUGCCUCCUCUUAAUAGUGAUAUUGGCAGCAGCAAUGCUAAUGUUCCUGAUCUGAUGGAUGAGUUUAUAGCAGAACGACUUCGAAGUGGUAAUGCCUCAACUAUGACAAGAAGAGGAAGUAGUCCAGGCAGCCUCGAAAUUCCCAAAGACCUCCCUGAUAUUCUAAACAAGCAGAACCAAAUGCGCCCUAUUGAUGACCCAGGUGUACCCUCAGAAUGGACUUCUCCUGCCAGUGCAGGGAGCAGUGAUCUUAUCAGCUCAGAUAGUCAUUCGGAUUCUUUCAGUGCUUUCCAAUAUGAUGGACGAAAAUUUGACAAUUUUGGCUUUGGAGCUGAUACUGGGAUUGCAUCAUCUGAUGUGGAUUCAGGUUCUGGUCACCAUCAGAGUACUGAAGAGCAAGAAGUGGCUAGUCUAACCACGCUUCACAUAGAUUCUGAAACAAGCAGUCUUAAUCAACAAGCUUUCUCUGCUGAAGUUGCAACGGUUACUGGUUCAGAAAGUGCUUCUCCAGUUCAUUCAGCUCUGGGAUCCAGGUCACAAACACCUUCUCCUUCUACAUUGAAUAUAGAACAUAUGGAACAGAAAGAUCUGCAGCUUGAUGAGAAACUUCACCACUCUGUUCUUCAGACGCCAGAUGACCUAGAAAUCAGUGAAUUUCCAUCUGAAUGUUGUAGUGUGAUGGCAGGGGGUACUCUUACAGGAUGGCAUGCUGAUGUUGCUACUGUAAUGUGGCGGAGAAUGCUAGGCAUUUUGGGAGACGUCAAUGCUAUUAUGGAUCCUGAAAUACAUGCUCAAGUUUUUGAUUACCUCUGUGAACUUUGGCAGAAUUUAGCUAAGAUUAGAGAUAACCUCGGCAUUUCGACUGAUAAUUUGACCUCCCCUUCUCCACCAAUUUUGAUACCUCCAUUGAGAAUUCUUACACCUUGGCUUUUCAAGGCAACCAUGUUGACUGAUAAAUAUAAGCAAGGUAAAUUACAUGCUUAUAAACUUAUUUGCAAUACAAUGAAAAGAAGACAAGAUGUUUCUCCAAAUAGAGAUUUUCUGACACAUUUUUAUAACAUAAUGCAUUGUGGAUUACUUCAUAUUGAUCAGGAUAUUGUCAAUACAAUCAUCAAGCACUGCUCACCUCAGUUUUUUUCACUUGGUUUGCCUGGUGCCACAAUGCUUAUUAUGGAUUUUAUUGUAGCAGCUGGCAGAGUGGCUUCUUCAGCUUUUCUCAAUGCACCAAGAGUGGAAGCGCAAGUUCUUCUGGGAUCUUUAGUUUGCUUUCCUAACUUAUAUUGUGAACUGCCUGCUCUUCAUCCCAAUAUUCCUGAUAUUGCUGUGUCUCAAUUUACAGAUGUUAAGGAACUUAUAAUCAAAACUGUAUUAAGCUCAGCAAGAGAUGAGCCCUCUGGCCCUGCACGAUGUGUAGCACUUUGCAGUUUAGGUAUUUGGAUUUGUGAAGAACUAGUCCAUGAGUCUCAUCAUCCUCAAAUUAAGGAAGCUCUGAAUGUAAUUUGUGUUUCCUUAAAGUUUACUAAUAAAACAGUAGCCCAUGUAGCUUGUAACAUGCUUCACAUGCUCGUUCACUAUGUACCUAGACUUCAGAUUUACCAGCCUGAUUCUCCCUUGAAAAUUAUUCAAAUCCUGAUAGCCACUAUUACCCAUCUUUUGCCAAGUACAGAAGCUUCAUCUUAUGAAAUGGACAAGAGAUUGGUGGUAUCUUUACUUCUGUGCCUUUUGGACUGGAUCAUGGCCUUACCCCUAAAGACACUGCUCCAACCAGUCCAUGCAUCGGGAGCAGAAAAUGAUAAAAUAGAAAAAUCUGUCCUCAAUUGCAUUUAUAAGGUAUUACAUGGAUGUGUUUAUGGAGCUCAAUGUUUUAGCAAUCCAAAGUAUUUUCCAAUAAGCCUAUCAGACUUGGCAUCUGUAGAUUAUGAUCCCUUUCUGCAUUUGGAAAGUCUGAAAGAACCUGAACCUCUGCACUCUCCUGAUUCAGAACGAUCUUCUAAACUCCAACCAGUAACAGAAGUGAAAACUCAGAUGCAACAAGGAUUAAUUUCUAUAGCUGCUCGCACUGUUAUUACACAUCUGGUAAAUCACUUGGGCCAUUAUCCAAUGAGUGGUGGUCCUGCUAUGUUAACAAGUCAGGUGUGUGAAAAUCAUGACAAUCAUUACAGUGAAAGUACUGAACUUUCUCCUGAACUCUUUGAGAGUCCAAAUAUCCAGUUCUUCGUGUUGAACAAUACAACCUUAGUGUCCUGUAUUCAGAUCAGAUCAGAAGAGAGUAUACCUGGAGGAGGUUUAUCUGCUGGUCUUGCAUCAGCCAAUUCAAAUGUCAGAAUCAUAGUACGUGAUCUUUCUGGAAAAUAUUCAUGGGAUUCUGCCAUCCUAUAUGGACCACCUCCUGUAAGUGGCUUGUCAGAACCUGCAUCUCUCAUACUUUCAUUGUCUCACCAAGAGAAGCCAGAAGAGCUGCCUAGAUCCAACGAAUGCCUAGAAGAUGUAACAAUAAAAGAUGGGAUUUCCUGUCAGUUUAAAAGAUUUAGAGAAACUGUACCAACUUGGGAUACAAUCAGAGAUGAUGAAGAUGUUCUUGAUGAACUUUUGCAGUAUUUAGGUGUAACCAGUCCUGAGUGCUUACAGAGAACUGGAAUUUCACUUAAUAUUCCUGCUCCACAACCUGUGUGCAUUUCUGAAAAACAGGAAAAUGAUGUUAUUAAUGCUAUCCUUAAGCAACAUACAGAGGAAAAAGAAUUUGUUGAGAAACACUUUAAUGACUUAAACAUGAAAGCUGUGGAGCAAGAUGAACCAGCACCUCAAAAGCCUCAGUCAGCAUUUUAUUAUUGCAGAUUGCUUCUUAGUAUAUUGGGAAUGAAUUCCUGGGACAAAAGGAGGAGCUUUCAUCUCCUAAAGAAAAAUGAAAAACUACUUAGAGAACUUAGGAACUUGGAUUCAAGACAGUGCCGAGAGACACACAAGAUCGCAGUAUUUUAUGUUGCUGAAGGACAAGAAGAUAAACAUUCCAUUCUCACAAAUACAGGAGGAAGUCAAGCAUAUGAAGAUUUUGUAGCUGGUCUUGGUUGGGAGGUAAAUCUUACAAACCAUUGUGGUUUCAUGGGAGGACUACAAAAAAACAAAAGCACUGGAUUGACCACACCAUAUUUUGCUACCUCUACAAUGGAAGUAAUUUUUCAUGUAUCAACAAGAAUGCCUUCUGAGUCUGAUGACUCUUUGACCAAAAAAUUGAGACAUUUAGGAAAUGAUGAAGUACACAUUGUUUGGUCAGAGCAUACUCGAGACUACAGAAGAGGAAUUAUUCCUACAGAAUUUGGUGAUGUCCUUAUUGUAAUAUAUCCAAUGAAAAAUCACAUGUUCAGUAUCCAGAUAAUGAAAAAACCAGAGGUUCCCUUCUUUGGCCCACUUUUUGAUGGUGCUAUUGUGAAUGGAAAGGUCCUGCCCAUUAUGGUUCGAGCAACAGCUAUAAAUGCAAGCCGUGCUCUGAAAUCACUGAUUCCACUGUAUCAAAACUUCUAUGAGGAGAGAGCACGGUACCUGCAAACAAUUGUCCAGCACCAUUUAGAACCAACGACGUUUGAAGAUUUCGCGGCGCAGGUUUUUUCUCCAGCUCCCUACCAUCACUUACCACCGGAUGCUGAUCAUUAAAUAUCAGUUCUGUUUAUCUGAAGUUGGCUCCUACCCAGAGGUUCUACCCAGUGAAACUCCCACAGCAACGCAGGUAGAUGGGGCCGACCUGGCCUCUCCAAUGUCUCCUCGAACUAGCAAAAGCCGUAUGUCCAUGAAGCUGCGUCGAUCCUCUGGCUCAGCCAAUAAAUCCUAAGGAGACGAGCAGCCCAAGCAGAGAUCAGCAGUAGCCACCUUAGCAUGAACAUAGUGUUAACCCUUUCGGGCUCUUUUGUUUGCCAUAGCAUGCAUGUUCCUUCCUGAACAUUUAUUGUAAAAAGAACACUGGAUUUAAAUAAUUUGUAACUUAAUAUUUUAGAUUUGAGUUGUUUAUUCACUUGGUUUUCCCCCCCACACUCCAAACUGCCUUGGGGGAGAGGGGCAUUCAAUAUCCCUUCACCUUUCUAGAUAAUUAUGUCUAAGAAGUUUUACUUUUAAUUUCAUGAUUACCUUUGAACCAAAAUAGAAUGGUUCUCGUUAUUUUAUUUAUCAUGCCCCAUUGCAACUUUAUGGGCUCAGUAAAUAUAUAAUUUUUUUACAAAUGUAAAUUUUUAAAUUUAAGCAUUUGUAAAGUUAUAGCAAAAGUUGCAAAUCUGUUAAUACACAAGAUGUGUAUGGAUUAUUUAUGUUAUGAAAAUAAAACAUUAAAAUAAAUGGUCUUUUAGCAUCACAAAUUCUAACUGAAAUAAUUUUAGCAUUAACUUUUUCUUCCCAAAGCAAUGCCUCGUUUCUUGGCUGUGUGGUGACGCCGUGGCAUAUCUAGUAACCAGAAAAAUCACUGUGCUAACUUUGAUUUAAGUUUAGCUUCAAUAUCUUUCUAAUGUUUUGCUUUUUAAAUGGUAUCACUGUUAAAUGCCUCUUUUUUUUUUUUUUUUUUUUUGAGAUUGUGGCCCUUUAUUAUUGGCUGGUGGAUCCUGGUGUACCUAUGUUCUUUCUUAAAUACCAUAAAGGGAGGACUUGGGAGGAAAAAAGAAAAGAAGGAAAAAACUUUUCUGAUAUAAAUGUGUUAAUUAAAUUAUGUGUAUUUUUUUUUUAAAAAAGGAACAUGACCCAGGAGUCCAAAUUAAAUCUAAUAUUGUUAAUACUGAACUUGCAGGUGCAGUUGGUAUACAUUCCACUCUCCAGAGGUAUUUUCCUACAGUAGAUAAGCUGCUCACAUUUUGCUCAUAUUUUGUUUUAAACUGGCAUCUCCUAAGGAAAUGUAGCAUGGCAUCGGUACUAACUGCAUGUGUAAAUACAUCAUACAGCAAACUAUAAAAUAUAAAUUAUGUAUCAUCUUUCAUGUAGUAUCUACAAAUUUGUAACAGUGGAAAAAAUAUAUAGUAUUUAGUAAUACAAUAAAAAUAUUAUCACUUAUG
This is a messenger RNA of Myotis lucifugus (little brown bat), 9334 nucleotides long. RefSeq names its product Ral GTPase activating protein catalytic alpha subunit 1 (gene RALGAPA1). The record is from RefSeq and is a predicted model, not a curated record. The coding region runs from base 477 to 7958 and encodes 2493 amino acids. Gene Ontology annotation, cellular component: nucleus; cytoplasm. Gene Ontology annotation, molecular function: GTPase activator activity. Gene Ontology annotation, biological process: regulation of small GTPase mediated signal transduction; positive regulation of GTPase activity. NCBI's taxonomy places the organism in Eukaryota, Metazoa, Chordata, Mammalia, Chiroptera, Vespertilionidae. The transcript is spliced from 42 exons.